UCUCAAAUGUCACUGUCAGCGAUGGCAAGAAAAUAAACAAAAACGUAUUUACAUUGUAUUUUUUCCUAAAAAGUCCAAAUUUUCAAAAAAAGUAUGUUAAAGUGAUCAAAUUUCUAUAAUAGGAUCCUGCUUUAUCAAAGACUAAGGAUCCAAGCUGGCGCCUACUAGUUUUUUGUAACUCUGGUCGUUACUGAACCAAAAGAAGUUAUUCUACAAAAAUGAAUGAUAAUCUGGCAGAUUUAGAACCAAAUAUAAGAUCUUUAAACAGCAGAGAAAAAUGCUAUGUCCGCUUUAUAAAUACUACUGAUAGAAUAGUCGACAUUAUGUGGAUUGAUUUUACUGGAUUAUAUUGCCGAUACAGGGUUAUAUCAAAGGGCGAAUACAUUGAUAUAAAUACUUAUAAAACCCACCCAUGGAUAGUUAAGGACUUUAUGACUAAAGAUAUGUUACAUAUUGACGGCUCAUUUGUAUAUCAUCCAAAAACAACUAAAGAAGUGAUCCUAGAAAGAUACCCUGACAGGCCACUGCCCCAAAAUCAUGAAGCCAGAAUAAGGGCCUACAUAAUGCUUCCUAUGUAUAGCUUAAGGUAUGCUUGUGUCUUGUCAUUAAGAAAUAUAUUAUAUCGGGAACAGGAUGUUGAUCAGCUCUGUUUGCCAAAGCAGCUAAGUGAAGAUCUGAAAAAGGCUAUUAGUAAAAGAAAUAGGGAAUGCUCUAUGCAGGUGAGCUGUAGAGCCUUGGAAUAAUAAUAUUUUGUAUAUAGAUUUUUGUAAUUAUAGAUCUAUUUAUAAACACUAAUUGUAACACUUUAAGAUAAUAUAGUAUAAGUAUAUUAUGAUAAUAUAUAACUUAUAUAUAAGUAGCAGUAUAAUCUGCAGUAAAUUGCCAAUUAGUAAGGAUAUAUUUAAAUUACAUGUCACUUUAUAUUGCAUUGUUUAUUUAUAUUUGUUAUUUUGGUUUUUACAAUUUUAUGCUAUAGAAACAAUAUUUAAAUAAAUAUGUAUAUAAAAGUAAGAAAAGUCUAGUUAAAAAAGAAUGAAAUUUGUACAUUUAUUCCUGAUGAAUUAAAUAAACUUUUGCAAUGCAUUGAC
This is a messenger RNA of Anthonomus grandis grandis, 1088 nucleotides long. Its product is annotated as von Hippel-Lindau disease tumor suppressor. The transcript has 2 exons. Lineage: Eukaryota; Metazoa; Arthropoda; Insecta; Coleoptera; Curculionidae. Bases 219 to 743 code for a protein of 174 amino acids. The record is from RefSeq and is a predicted model, not a curated record.